Paramecium sonneborni is the source of this 1366-nucleotide messenger RNA. Lineage: Eukaryota; Ciliophora; Oligohymenophorea; Peniculida; Parameciidae. The record is from the annotation of a GenBank genome assembly.
AUGUAAGGAACAUUGAGAGAAACUCAAAUACAUUUAACUAAUCCACUUCCUGAAGAAAAUUUGAUUUAAAAUGUCUUUGAAUCUCUUGUAAGAGAAUUUAAAGAGUUUCGAGCAAAUGUACCUAUAGGUUGUAUAACAAACAAAUGCUCAUCAAAACAAAAAGAAUAAUAGGAUCUAAGUAUGUUUUGUGGAGCUGGUGGAUAUCUAUAUUUAUAUUUAAGAAUUUAUGAAUUUGUUUAAACUUUACCUGAAGAACUUCAAUUUUUUUGUACAAGUGGAUUAAGUGAUUCAGAAUUACCUGAGUUUUAUAAUCCAUAGAUCUAUUUAGAUUUAGCAGAAUAAUAAUUUGAUGCUAUGAAAAUUCAAUUUAAAAAGGAGAGGAACAUCUCAUUUUUAAUGAGCAAUUCUGCAACAUAUUUAUUAGGCGCUGACUUAUAUUUUAUUAAAAAAGACAAAGAAAAUUUUUCAAAAUGUAUUGCUUAAGUUUUGAGUAUCUUUGCCAAUAUUAUGGCCAACCCACAUUAUUUUUAAUAAGAAUUAUUGUAUGGAAUCCCAGGAUAUUUAUAUAUGUUUUUGUGGAUAAAUAAAAGAUAUUCAAAAGAGGAAGGAUCAUAUCAAUUAGAUUUAAGAUCUCACAUCUUUAAUUUAUGUAAAGUGAUAGUGGGUAAUUGCGGUUAAGGAAUCAUGAAAUGUAAAUUUUAUGAUUAGACAUAUUUUGGAGGAGCACAUGGAAUCUUAGGAGUUAUAUAAAUAUUAUUGUUAAGUUAUGAAUAAGGAAAGGAUUAUUUUCAUUUAAAAGAUGAGAAAUUUACAUUAAAAAUGUUAGAAUCAAUUUCAUUGACACUAGAUUACCUUUUAAAGAUUUAUUAUAAGGAGGGAAAUAUUCCACCUUCAGCUGAAGAUUUAUUUAGUACAGAAUUAUAUUAAUUUUGUCAUGGAAUACCAGGAGCAAUAACUCCUUUUUUAAAAGCAUAUGAAAUAUUUAAUAAAAAAGAUUAUUUAAAUGGAGCAAUUCAUAUGUCAGAAACAUUAUAUAAAUAUGGUAUGAUUAAAAAAGGAUAUGGUAUAUGUCAUGGUAUACCAGGGAAUAGUUAUGGAUUUAUGUAAAUAUAUAAUUUGACUAAAAAUGAAAAACUUCAAAAAUAUGCAUAUUAAUUUCUACAAUAUAAAUAGAAUCCUCAUGUAUUUAAUGAAGUGAAGAAUUUCCAAUUUUAUGAUAGAUUUGUUGUAGGAAUGUCUGAUAAUCCUUUUAGUUUAAUGUUAGGAUCAGUUGGUGAUAUGUGUGCAAUGAUGGAUUUUAUAAAUUAUAAAAGAAUGCCAGGAUAUGAAAUUUGAUUUAAAUAUAAUUUAUUAAUAAUAACUGCUC